Molecule: messenger RNA, 2606 nt
Organism: Pseudopipra pipra
Lineage: Eukaryota; Metazoa; Chordata; Aves; Passeriformes; Pipridae
Gene: MFRP
Product: membrane frizzled-related protein
Exons: 12
Coding region: 240-2234 (664 amino acids)
Molecular function (GO): protein binding
Source: RefSeq, a predicted model, not a curated record
UCCCGGGGCUCCCUGCACUGCCGGCACGGCGGGCAUGGCCCUGGGGGCUCCGCGGGCUGCGGGGCUGCGCUGGCACCUGUAGGCACAGCCUGGCACUGCCACCACCUGUGUCCGGUGCCCACAGCGCCCCGGGGCCCAUGGGGGCGGCUGGGGAGGAGCGGGGUGUGGGGCUGGGAGCUGUGUUGGGGGGCACGGAGUGCUGGGGGUGCUUUUAGCCAGCCAAGGAAUCGCCCGCUGCCAUGAGAGACUUCACCGAAAUCACGCUCUGCCCCGAGGCUCUGGACCACAGCAAGACCGAGUUCUGCAACCCCGUCUUCGAGGGCGAGGAGCCCCGGGCAGCCCCGAGCACGGAGCACCCGCCAGACAAGGAUGGGACCGGCCCUGCAUCACCCCGGGACGGCCUCGGUACCAGCCUGGGGGUUUGUACACACCCCCCCCUGCCCGCGGGGCUGGCAGCAGCGGGCUGGUGGGCUCUGGGGCUGCUUAGGAGACCCGGGAACAAAAGGAGGGGACGUGCCCAGGCAGGGCUCAGCCAGCCGUGCAGGGAGGUGGGGGCACGGCUUAGCAGCACCCGGGCUCUGCCCGCUGUCCUCGCCUUCCCCGCAGGCCAGCAGCUCUGGGGACAGGUAGGCUGGAGGUACCGCGCCGACUGCAAGUUCACCUGGCUCUGCGUGGCUCUGAUGAGCACCAUCCUGCUCUUCCUCAUCGCCCUCCUGCUGGGCAUCGUCAUCCACCAGCUGACGUCCCCACACCCACCCGGCGCCCCAGCCACAGCCCUGCCCGCCCGUGGCACAGCCACCACCACCACAGCAGCCACCCGAAGGGACCCCCCAGCCCCCAGAACAGCUGCCACCCCAACGCAGAGCUGGGUGCCCACAGCCCGCACAGCAGCACCAGCCUGCGGAGGGACCCUGCGGGGCCCCGAGGGCUCCUUCAGCUCCCCCAACUACCCCGGGCCCUACCCCGCCGAUGCCCUCUGCAUCUGGCGCAUCGAGGUGGGCCCCGGGCUCGCCAUCCAGCUGAAGAUGGAGACGUUCAGCGUGGAGGGCACGGCCUCCUGCCUUUUUGACCGUGUGGAGCUCUACGAGGAGCCAGGCGUGGAUCCUGCCCCGGCUCGGGGUGGCCCCACCAGGUUCUGUGGCAACGUGGCCCCCCCGACCUUCAACUCCAACUCCAACCGGCUGCGCGUCACCUUCGUCUCCGACAGCAGCGUGGGCGCCCUGGGCUUCAGCGCCCGCUACCGCGCCGUGGCCCCCAGUGAGAAGAGCUGCGCCUGGGACGAGCACCUGUGUGACCAGGGGCUCUGCCUCCACCUGGGCUUCAUCUGCGACGGGUUCCACGACUGCACCGACAAGAGUGAUGAGGCCAACUGCAGCCUGAAGCACAAAGAGUGCGGGGGGCCACUGACCGCCUUGGAGGGGCACCUCUCCACCCCGAACCAUCCCCAGCCAUACCCACACCAGCAGCUGUGCCUCUGGCAGAUCUCAGUGCCCGUGGGCCACGUCAUCGACCUGCACUUCCACAACUUCAGCCUGGAGUCGCACGAGGACUGCAGCUUCGACUUCGUGGAGGUGCACGACAGCGCGGGCACGGGGGCCGCCAGCCUCAUGGGCAGGUUCUGUGGCCACCAGCUGCCACCCCCCCUGACCUCCUCACGACACGUCAUGACCGUCCUGUUCGUGGCGGAUGAGGGAGUAGCAGACAACGGGUUCUUUGCCACCUACCAAGCCCGCAAUGCCACAGAGAAGACGUGCAGCCCCGCAGAGUUCUCCUGCAGGAACGGCGAGUGCCGGGCGCUGGAGUCGGUGUGUGACGGCUGGCACGACUGUCCCGAUGGCACCGACGAGCUCAACUGCACCGGGGUGUCCUACCCAGCCUUCGGGUCUGUCUGCGAGCCCGUGCACGUGGAGAUGUGCCUGGGGCUGGGCUACAAUGCCACCUCCUUCCCCAACAUCUGGCUGGCCAUCCCGGACCAGGAGGGAGCCGCCGAGGUGCUGCAGGACUAUCAGACACUGAUGGAGCUCCCGUGCUUCCAGCACCUCCGCCUGCUCAUCUGCAGCCUCUUCGUGCCCAAGUGCACCCCGGACGGGGGGGUCCUGCAGCCCUGCCGGGCCGUGUGCCUGGCGGCAGAGCUGCGCUGCAAGCAGUCCCUCGGCCUCCUGGGCAUCCUCUGGCCCAUCAACUGCAACAUCCUGCCCGACUCCAAAGACCCCGUGGAGUGCUUCCAGCCCUGACCCCGCAAGAGAAGAGGAGCAGGGGAUGAAGACACCCUCCCCGCCCCAAAUGUCCCUCCUGUCCUCCUCCUGGUGUGAAUACCCAGCUGCUGGGGUGGCCCCCACCCACAGCCCCCCUUGCCUGGCUCCUCACCUGCCCUGGGUCAGGCCCUCUGCCCACAGCUCUGAAUCCCUCAUGAGCAGGUGGCACAUCCCACAGGGAAAGGCUUGGGCUGGAGGAGCUGUGCUGGGGGCACCAGGGAAAGGGCUAAUGCUCCCCAAACGGAGCAAGGCCAGGCAGAGGCGAGCCAGGCUGCAGGAAGAAGAGCCCAGGGCUGCCCGUGUCCAGCAGCCCCAAAGCCAGUGGAAUAAACAGCUUCAGGAGCUGACAAA